CCGAAGUUGCGUAAUGACGUCGUGCGUGACCUGCCGGGGGUUUCCAGGGCAACUUGAAUUGUUUUAGGAUUACGGCGUGCACGCAGAACUAUUCAGUCGCUUUAUUACAUUGGAUAAAUCAUUCUUUUGUAACGAUCUUGCUUUUAAUCUUCAAAAGACCGUUCACAACAGUAACAGUAGGUGAAAACGGUGUUUUUAAAUCCUGUGCACUGUAAUUUAAAAAAAGUUUACUAAGUAUUGUUGUGUACUAAAUCAGGUCACAUUCAGUAAAUUGUGGUGAUGUUGAUUUGCACCAGGUUUAAACUCGAAAAGACUCCAACUGAUAAGGAUUUCAUUUAAUUUUUGCACCUUAAAUGUUACUAAAUGAAUGCUGAAAAGUUUGUUUAUUGUGGAGCCAAGAAGUUAUUUUUUAACUUUAUUUGGCAUGAGUAGGCUUUUAAAGUUUAAAAACACAAUGUCAAACUUCGCAGCUGAUUUAUUUACAUAGCUUAGUAUAUUUCUGCAAUGCAGUGUCUUCAACUUCAGUGUUUUGGGAAUGAAUUGGGGAAAAACCAAGCACACGUUUGUGAGCACAUUAAAUGUAAGGACCUCCAAAUGAUGCUCCACAGUCGAGAGGUUCAGAGCUUUCUGAGACCUCUUUCACAACUCUGCCACAUGGAUGUCAGUUUUGACAGGGUGACAGACAGGUCUAAAGAGGUGAAAUCAGCGUUUUCAACUUAUAAGAAGAAUAAAAGUGCUCCAACCUCUUUGACACAGUUGUGCAAACAACUGGAGGAGAGAAUCACCCAGAAAUCACAGCAUUACUCCAUCAGCCAUGAAGACAGACAGUCUCUGACUGCAGUGUUGACCUCUGAGCUGAGUCUGAUCUGGCAAGACCUGAAAACCCCGUCUGUGGACACCACGCUGACCCAUGAAGAGAAAGUGCUCCUUACCUGCCAGACCUUCAGUGAGGUGCUGCACAUCUGUGAGCAGCUGUUUCUGCAAUCCUUGCACCUGCUGGAGACUCUGCGGAGGCGAGGUGUCUUCAGCAAUCAUAUCAACCGCAGCAGGGUGGCAGCUCAGCUCGCUAUUGACUGCACCAGUCUCUUGAACGUUCGCUCCAUAAGAUGCAGAAUUGUCACAGGAAUCAAGGAUGCACGGAAGUGCAAACAAAGUGCUGUUACACAUAACAAUGAAAGGUCCAGGAUGGCCACAUCAUGGGAAAAAGCAUUGGAGGAUGACCUCAAAGAGAUUCAGGAGAGAAUCGGAGAGCUGGAUCUACAAUGUGUGUAUGACCUCCUGCCCUGUAACAUGGAGCCAAUCGCCUAUGAGACGGACACACAAUGUUCUAAAGCCAAUAAAUCGAUCAUAGUGAAACAAGAGCAGGAUCAGAGUCCACCUCAAAACCGACUGGUCAGAAUAAAGGGAUGUCAUUCCAUGCCUGACCUACAGAGGGAAACACUGCUGGAGGAGCUGGAGAUAAGGCUACUCGAUCCACCUUCAUCCCCAUUAGUCCUGUUGUCCACAGAUCCUACCUCCAGCCUGGAGAAACGCAUCAGUCCUGGAGAAGAUCUGAAGAGAUUAUUACAGGAGAGAGAUUACAAGGAUGAUGGUAACUGUGGGACAGAUCUGUGCUCACUUAUAGAAUCCCUAACCUGCUAUAGUCCCAGCAGACUCCAAAGGCUCAAAGAAAAACUACAGAAAAUGGAGGAAGAGGAGGAAACCAAGAAGCACAAAGUUCUUGUGAAGAAACCUCUGCACCCACAAGGAGAUGUGGUCAGUGUGACGUUUUCUCCUCAGAACAUCAUGCGCACAGCAGCGGCCAAAGUGUCUGAUCGGAUUCUCCCAGAGACCAUCAAACUCGGCAUGUACCCACCAGUCUACAAUGAGAUUGAUUCCGCAUCGGUCACUCUGACGGAUCAGAUCUUGGUUGCAGAAAAAAUGGAUAUCGGCAAAGUCUUUGAAGAGCUAUCCAGAAGUAUUUCAACAAAGUAUUUCAACUUUGAUGAGGACUCCAGGAUUGAACCUGCCCUGACAAAUGUCACAUUCUGCCCAAAAAGAGUGAUUAAUGACCAGCUAAUGAACCCAUCUCUCAGGAGGCCCAAUCAAUACAGCAUAUCCCACAGAGAGAGAGCAGAGAGGGCUGCGAACAGGAAGUGGCCUGUGAAUACGACCGCUCGAGCGUACAGAGCCUGGUUUCAGUGGUGGAGGUGUCAACUAUCAAUGGAUGAUUAUCUUAACUACAUUUCUAAUCAGGACUCUGAUUAUCUGUCAGUGCUGUUUCACCUGUAUGACAGUGAGGAUGAUGAUGAUGAAGAGGCAGAGAGACACAAGCUGGCUCAGCUGCAGAGAGACGAAAGGAGAAGAAGGCAACAGGAAAGGAUCAGUUCACUUAGGAGACAGAAACAAGAAUUUGUUCCUGGAUUCUGGAACAUCAACACCAUAGAGAUGGGAGGACUGGGAAGGGAACCAGAAAUGGAUGAGAAAAAUCCAGAAGAGGAAAUACAAGAAGCAUCUGAAGGAGAGGAAGGUGAAGGUCCAGCUGCUGGACUUCUGGAUGGAGAACAGAUGCAGGUCAGGCUGGAGAGGGUCUGGAAUACCCUGUAUCUGCCAGAAGGACAGCGACUAGACAUGGCCAUCAAAUACAGCUCUCAUGAGUACAGAAACCGUCUGCAGGAGGCAAUUGCUGCAUGGGAGCAGGGUGCUGGGUUGAUCCAGAAGAGGGAGCUCUUGCUCUCCAGGUUGGAAGACUUUGAGCGGGAGGCAUCUGACCCCAACAGAUUUUUCCAGCGAGGUUAUAAUGGUUCAUCCAUCGCUAGAAUGGAAGAGGCAAGUCAAAGGGAGAAGAUCAACUCUCAGAUUUCAGUUGUAGACCAAGAACUGUCCAAGACUAUGGGCCACAUCACAACCUGUUUCAAUGAUAACAUCAGCUAUAAGGGGCGGCCGUACAGAGAGAAGAUGCGCUGGGACCGUACUGAGAUGCUGUACUGGCUGCAGCAGGAGAGGAGGGUCCAGUCUCUGGAGAUGUUUGUAGAUGGACGGAUGGCUCUGCCUGUAAGGCUUCCUCCUUUGAACCAAAGCAAGGAGCUUCAACUUGGCAACCAUCAAACCCUCCAGGAACAGCCUCAAAUUAAUGCAACACUGUGAACUCUAAAAAAAUAUACCAUAGUAUUGCAAAUAAAGCAAGAUCUGUCAGUUUUGUA
This is a messenger RNA of Carassius carassius (crucian carp), 3182 nucleotides long. RefSeq names its product coiled-coil domain containing 87 (gene ccdc87). The record is from RefSeq and is a predicted model, not a curated record. Bases 505 to 3126 code for a protein of 873 amino acids. The transcript has 19 exons. NCBI's taxonomy places the organism in Eukaryota, Metazoa, Chordata, Actinopteri, Cypriniformes, Cyprinidae.